This is a messenger RNA of Colletotrichum karsti, 2550 nucleotides long. Its product is annotated as cytochrome P450 monooxygenase. The coding region runs from base 1 to 2550 and encodes 849 amino acids. Gene Ontology annotation, cellular component: nucleus. Gene Ontology annotation, molecular function: oxidoreductase activity, acting on paired donors, with incorporation or reduction of molecular oxygen; heme binding; iron ion binding. The record is from RefSeq and is a predicted model, not a curated record. NCBI's taxonomy places the organism in Eukaryota, Fungi, Ascomycota, Sordariomycetes, Glomerellales, Glomerellaceae. The transcript has 5 exons.
AUGUCCGAAUUCGCGCUCACCAGAACGACUACCCUGCCCGUAACGGCGGUGGUCGGCGCCCUCGCGCUGUGGCUGCUCUACCGCGCCCUCCUCCCGCGACCCAUCCCCGGCAUCCCAUACAACAAGGCCGCGGCGGAGUCGCUCCUGGGCGACAUGCCGGAGAUGGUCGGCCACGCGCAGAAGACGGGGGAGAUGUACGACUGGCUCGGGGCGCAGAACAUCAAGCACCGGUCUCCGAUCGUCCAGGUCUUUGGGCGGCCGUUCAGCAAGCCGUGGGUCAUCAUCACGGACUUCUACGAGACGCAGGACAUAUUGAUGAGGAGGGGGAAGGAGUUUGACCGUUCCGAGUUCACCGCGGACGUGCUGGCCGGGGUUAUUCCGGAGCACCACAGCAGGUGGAGGACGAACGAUGAGUACAAGAGUCGGAAGCGGCUUAUUGGGGAUAUCCUCACACCCAGCUUCCUCAACAAGGUCGCCGCGCCCCUUCUUCAUGAGAGCACGAUGCGGAUGACGGCUCUGUGGAAGGAGAAGGCUCGGCUUGCGAGAGGCCGUCCGUUCUGGGCGCUGAAGGACAUCAGUCACUGCGCGCUGGAUGCUGUUCUGGGCUUCACGUUUGGUCCUGGCAUGGAAGGCACGAGUGCGACUCAACCUGACGUGGACUUCCUCUCAUCAGUGCCGUCCUUGCCAUCUGAGGAGACCGGCAAAGAUGGGAGCGACAAGCCUGUGGUGUUCCCGCAUGCGCCGCCUAACCCCGUCAUCGAGGCUUUGCUGAAGUUGUCAGAUAGUCUGGAGACGGCGAUGAAGUCGUUGUUCCCGGUGGCCGCGCAUUGGGUCGUGCGCCAGAAGAAGGCAAUGAGGAGAGCGAUCUGGCUCAAGGAGGACUUGCUCCGGCGACAGGUGGACUUAUCCACGGCCAGGGUGCAGUCGGCGUCAGGGGAACACGCCAUCCGGUGCGCCGUGGAUGAGAUGGUACGCAGAGAGAGCACCCAGGCAGCGAAAGAGCAUCGACCGGCGGCCUUCCAUUCGCGAAUGUUCUACGACGAGCUUUACGGCUUCACUCUCGGUGGCCACGAGUCGACCUCCAACUCCAACCAAUGGGCCAUCAAAACUCUGGCGCGCCACCAGGACCAGCAGACCAAACUGCGCGACAGCUUGCGAGAAGCCCUCCCCGCAGCUGUCGCUGAAAAGCGCGUGCCGACGCCGCAGGAGAUCAUGCAGAUGCGGUGUCCGUACUUGGAAGCCAGCAUCGAGGAGCUGUUACGCGUAUCGCUCACGGCGCCGAUGUGCGUGCGCAGCGCGACGCAGGACACGCAGAUCCUGGGAUACCGCAUCCCAAAGGGGACCGUCGUCUUCCAGGUGUGGAACCAGGCGAGUUACACCCAGUCCGGGUUCCACGUCGACGAGAAGCUGCGGACGCCGGCCGCGCGGGCGGCGGUUGCAACGGCCAAGGGACCGGCAGGCAAGACCAUGGGUGACGAGUCGGAGUUCGAUACGGCGGCGUACGUGCCGGAGAGAUGGCUGGUCAAGUCUGAGGACGGGACGAGAGAUGUCUUUGAUGCGAGUCGCGGACGGAAUAUGAUCUUCAGUAUGGGUCCUAGAAGUUGUUACGGGAGAAAGCUGGCGUCGUCUACGCGACUGAGCGCCGCGACGUCGGAUGAGAAGAAGACGGCGGUCUCCGAGAAGCCGAAGGCCACCCCCAAGUCGCAGUCUAAGAAGGCCGCCGAUAAGAAAACCCCGGUAGAAAAACCAGAGAAGUCCACUGCUGCGAGCCGUAAGAGAAAAGCAGUCGACGCCCAGACCGAACCUGAGCCAGAGCCCAAGGUCGAGGAGAAGCCGGAGAAGCCUGCGGCAAAGAAGGCUAAAAAACCUGCGGCCGGAAAGAAGGAGGCGCCGGCGAGAAAGUCCAAGGAUGAGCUGAAGGCCCUCCGCGACGCUUCCGCUUCCGUCCCGGACAUCAAUCCCGAUGCUGAGCGCCGGGAUCCGCCAGAGACACGAUACUGGCUCAUGAAGUCCGAGCCAGACGUGCGCAUCGAGGACGGGUACGAGAUCAAGUUCUCUAUCGAUGACUUGGCCGCCAAGAAGAAGCCGGAGGGCUGGGAGGGCAUUCGGAAUUACGCUGCACGUAACAACAUGCGUGAUAUGCGUAAAGGCGACAAAGCUUUCUUCUACCAUUCCAACUGCAAAGAACCCGGGAUCGUUGGUAUCAUGAGCAUCGUCAAGGAACAUUCGCCGGACUGGAACGCUUGCAUCAACGAUAACCCGUACUAUGACGACAGCGCUCCUCACGACGGAAGCAAAUGGAGUCUCGUCCAUGUCAAGAUUGAGCACAAGUUCCCUCGUAUUGUGCCGCUGAGCCUUUUGAAGGAAGUCGGACCCAAGGGUCCUCUGCAAAACAUGCAGCUCCUCAAGUUGGGUCGUCUCAGCGUUAACAAAGUUACGAAACAGGAGUGGGAAGAGGUCAUUCGCAUGGCGAAAGAGCUUGACGAGGAUAACGAGUGGGACAAGGCGGUCGAGGAGGGGAAGAAGUUCCCAAAUUACUCGGCGGCAUGA